CUCUCUCGCAAGCCAUUUUCCAAAGGUCUUUGCUUUCUGCACCUAACCAACAGUCAGCCAAUCAGAGUCUGCGUGAGGCCCCAGCCGACGCUAAUUGGUACCCGCCGCCUGGCCCGGGUUCUGAGCGCCGGUUUGGACACCCUAGCUCCAGCUAGGCGAGGGUGCGCGAGCCUGCAUUGCUGUGGACUCUGGGGUACCUCGGCAUCGCUCCCAAGAGCUUCUGCUGAGACAAGCAUCUUGCGGCCCUGGCAACUCAACCCUCCCCCGGCUCACAGGGCACAGCAAUCAACCCCCAAAUUCCGAUGGACCCCGCAGGGGGAGCGGCGAGGCCCGGGCGCUUCUUUGGCGUCUACCUGCUCUACUGCCUGAACCCUCGGCACCGGGGCCGCGUCUACGUGGGGUUCACCGUCAACCCUGCUCGUCGGGUGCAGCAGCACAACAGGGGCCGCAAAAAAGGCGGGGCCUGGCGGACCAGUGGGCGCGGGCCCUGGGAGAUGGUGCUCAUCGUACACGGCUUCCCCUCUGCCGUGGCCGCCCUUCGGUUCGAGUGGGCCUGGCAGCACCCGCAGGCCUCGCGCCGCUUGGCGCACGUGGGCCCGCGCCUGCGCAGUGAGGCCGCCUUCGCCUUCCACCUGCGCGUGCUGGCGCACAUGCUGCGCGCGCCGCCCUGGGCGCGCCUCCCGCUCACCGUGCGCUGGCUGCGCGCCGACUUCCGCCAGGACCUCUGCCCGCUGCCGCCGCCUCACGUGCCGCUGGCCUUCGGGCCUCCGCCGCCCGGGGCCCCGGCCCCGAGGCGCCACGCAGGUCCCGCCGCGGACCCCGAGUCGUGCGAGUCCGACGCCGAGGCCCGCUGCACCCUGUGCGCGCGCGAGCUCCAGGAUGAAGAGGGCCCCCUGUAUUGCCCCCACCCUGGCUGCUCCCUAAGGGCCCAUGUGAUCUGCCUGGCAGAGGAGUUCCUGCAGGAGGAACCAGAACAGCUUCUGCCCCUAGAGGGCCAAUGCCCUGGCUGUAAGAACUCACUGCUGUGGGGAGACCUGAUCUGGCUGUGCCGGAUGGGCACCGAGGAGGAAGAGGAGGACUCGGAACUAGAAGAGGAACACUGGACCGACAUGCUAGAGACCUGAUCCUCAGCGCCCCCAACCUCUGCCCACUCCUUUUCUGUGUCACCCCCUGCAGGUCUGGGCAGUUUUUACUUGAGUACAAUAAAAAGUCUGAAUUAAGGG
This is a messenger RNA of Hippopotamus amphibius kiboko, 1223 nucleotides long. RefSeq names its product SLX1 homolog A, structure-specific endonuclease subunit (gene SLX1A). Gene Ontology annotation, cellular component: Slx1-Slx4 complex. The record is from RefSeq and is a predicted model, not a curated record. Gene Ontology annotation, biological process: double-strand break repair via homologous recombination. Gene Ontology annotation, molecular function: 5'-flap endonuclease activity; crossover junction DNA endonuclease activity. NCBI's taxonomy places the organism in Eukaryota, Metazoa, Chordata, Mammalia, Artiodactyla, Hippopotamidae. The transcript is spliced from 6 exons. The coding region runs from base 303 to 1124 and encodes 273 amino acids.